AUGCCAUUCAGACUGAGAAGGACCCGGAAACUCAGGGGCCACGUGAGCCACGUGAGCCACAUGAGCCACAGCCACGGCCCCAUCGGUCAGCACCGCAAGCACCAAAGAGCCCACAGCCACGCUGGAGGCAUGCGUUACCACGACGACAGAUAUCAUCCAGGUUACUUUGGGAAAGCUGGUAUGAGGCAAUCCCACUUGGAGAGGAGCCAGAGCUUCUGCCUAGCUGUCAACCUGGAUAGAUUAUGGACAUUGUUCAGGGAGCAGACAUGUGUCAGUGCUGCAAAAAACAAGAGCAGGGCUGCUUCCAUCCUUGAUGUUGUGCAAUUGGGCUACCACAGAGUUCUGGGGAAGGGAAAGCUCCCUACGCAACCUGUCAUUGUGAAAGCCAAAGUCUUCAGCAGAAGAGCUGAAGAGAAGAGUAAGGGUGUGGGUGUGUCCUGGUGGCUUGAAGCCACCCAGAGGUAA
This is a messenger RNA of Rattus rattus (black rat), 465 nucleotides long. RefSeq names its product 60S ribosomal protein L27a-like. Gene Ontology annotation, molecular function: structural constituent of ribosome. Gene Ontology annotation, cellular component: cytosolic large ribosomal subunit. NCBI's taxonomy places the organism in Eukaryota, Metazoa, Chordata, Mammalia, Rodentia, Muridae. The transcript has a single exon. Bases 1 to 465 code for a protein of 154 amino acids. The record is from RefSeq and is a predicted model, not a curated record.